UGCCGGCAAAGUGACCUAGCUGAAGGAAGAGAGAAGCACAUUGACUCGGCUUAAGAGAGAAGAUGUGGACUUUGGAUCCAGCGAUGGAGGAGGUGUUGGCCACCAUCUUGCAGGGGCAGCGGACACUGCAGGGAGCCCUGCUGGAGCUCUGCAGACAGGCAUCGGCCGAUUCAUCUGAUGAGGACCAAGAGGAGGUCGUGGAGAAGCUGACCCAGGGGGCCGAGGGACUGAAGGUAACUACAAUGCUUACUGCCAUGAAUGAAGAAAUGCAGCUUGAAGCAGGUUACCAACCGCAUGGAGCGGCUAACACUGUCCAGGCCUGGGAGGCUCUACCAAAGAUGGCCAGGACCAAUGAGCGUGUGUUCCUGGGUGAGUUCAUCGAUGAAAAUGACGAUGAUGAUGUCGUUGAUGAUGUCGAUUAUGAAGGUGAUGUCGAUGAUUAUGACGAUGAAAACGCCGAUGAAAUUGAUGAUGUGGAUGAAAAUGAUUAUGUCCAUGAAAAUCAUGUCAAUGAAGAUGAUGAGGAUGAUGGUGAUGAAGAGUGUGAUGAAGCUGCUGUUGACAAAGCUGUUGAUGAAAAUGCUGCUGAUGAUUGUGAGAAUGACCAUGAUGAGUCAGAGGAAGAAGUCUCUCUGCCUAAACAGGCAGCUCCAGCCAAGUCUGCUCCAGCCAAUGCUACCCCUGCAGCACCAGCAAAAGAAGCUGGUAUGGUAAAGGCUAAGGAAGAGUCUGGGGAAGAUGACUUCGACAGCCAAGAGGUAGAUGACCUUGAGAGCCACAGAGGUCAGCUGAAGUCUUUCAUGGAGAGCAAGACAGAGGAGAAGGAGAGGGCUGUGAACGCUGACAAGGAAAUGCAGGCCAAACACGACCAGCUGAGGCAGCUCCAGGUGGGAUCAGACAGUCGUGUGGCAGAGCUGUCGAGCCAGCUGAAGCUGAAGACCUUUGAGUCUGAGCGCGCUCAGAUGGUGCAGGAAGAGACGGCCCGUUCCCUCAGCCUGUGUCAGAUGGAGUGUGAGAAACACCAGAAGAAACUCGAGGUCCUGACUAAGGAGUUUUAUGAGCUGCAGUCGUCAUCAGAGAAGCGUGUGGUGGAGCUCCAGGCUCAGGUCAGCAGGCAGCAGGUCAAACUGGAGACCUACGAGAGGCUGGAGCAGGAGCUGGACGACGUCACCAUGCAAGCUGCAGAGAUGGCCAGCGAGGAGGAGGCUGAGAGGGUGCUCUUCUCCUACGGCUAUGACGCUAAUGUGCCCACCACCGCCAAACGGCGGCUCAAGCAGAGAGUUCACCUUGCUAGGAGGGUCCUGCAGCUGGAGAAACAGAACACACACCUACGAAGAGACCUGGAAAAGCAGAACACCCAGAUCGGCAAAGUGUCCAAAGAGCUGGAGGCAGCCAAUCAGCUUAUCCAGCAGGCCCAGCAGCCCUACAGCUACCUGAAUGAGACGGUGAAGCAGAGAGACUGCCAGAUCGAGAAACUGAAGGAGCGCAUCACCUCACUGGAGGAGGAAGUCAAUGUGCUGAAGGAGAGGACCCUGAAGAAGGCGGAGACGGAUAGCAAAGAUGUGCCCGAACACGCCAUGCUCAAGAGUAAGCGACUCUACGCCCUGCCAGAGGUGGUCGAUUGCUUCCCUGAGGUGACUCAUGUGGAGCUGAGGAAGCUGGAAGCAAAAGCGCAUUUGAAUAGGCAGCUUGCCUUAAAUAGUCAAGAGUUGUCAACUGGAGAGAGGACAGAAGACGGGGCAGACACUGAUGUGGUUUCCAGUACACAGCGGGAGAAACGGAGGGAAAAAGAGACAAACGGCAGGGUUUAA
Molecule: messenger RNA, 1811 nt
Organism: Clupea harengus (Atlantic herring)
Lineage: Eukaryota; Metazoa; Chordata; Actinopteri; Clupeiformes; Clupeidae
Product: kinesin-related protein 4-like
Exons: 2
Coding region: 63-1811 (582 amino acids)
Source: RefSeq, a predicted model, not a curated record